Molecule: messenger RNA, 3351 nt
Organism: Cotesia glomerata
Lineage: Eukaryota; Metazoa; Arthropoda; Insecta; Hymenoptera; Braconidae
Product: ATP-binding cassette sub-family G member 4-like
Exons: 3
Coding region: 631-2445 (604 amino acids)
Cellular component (GO): plasma membrane
Molecular function (GO): ATP hydrolysis activity; ABC-type transporter activity; ATP binding
Source: RefSeq, a predicted model, not a curated record
GUUGCAUGUGAUAGUUACACGGCUCGGUGGACUGCAUUUGUCCAAAUGACCAGCUAUUCUUCAAAUCAGUCGCUCUUCGGCAUUCAAUCGAUACUUUUGUUCGCUAUUUUCUCUAAUUUUAUAACUUGCAGAUGUCAGUUCACCAUAAAACGAACGAGUGCUGCAAUUAAAGUCAUAAACCGGCGAUCGUAAUCGCUUCUUACAUAAUUUAAGUAUCAAGACGCGAGUUGUCAUUUGAAAUAAAAUUUUAAUCCCAGAAGAUUCUAGGUUCGAUUUUAAGACGCAGGACGAGACUAAAAGAAGAAACAUAAAACGAAUAAGGACAAAAACAAGAAGAAGAAGAAGUAUAAAAAAGUGGUGGUAGAUAUGAGAAUGCGAUCGGUACUUGGCUGUUAGAUGCUCACGCGAAGGUGACCGAGACCGGUUAUUGUUGCUGCUAUAUAGUCAGUAAGAUGUCAUUUGGAUAGUGAAUUUUCCACUCAAAGGACUCAAGUGAUUUCCUCUCAAAUAAGCUUGUGCUUUUUAAAGUUCGUGGUUUAAAGAUUUUUUUUUUUGAUUUAUGUGCAAACUUUUGGGAUUUUUCUUCGCUGCUGAAUUUUCUGGAAAUUUUCAAACCUAAAACUCCCCAAGAUGUAUCAACGCUCAGUGCUAAUAAACCUUCCAAAAGCGCAAACAAUAGACAUAGAAUUCACAAACAUCUCUUACCAAGUGCGAACCGGUUUCCGCAGCCCCAAGAAACCAAUCCUAAAAGGCGUAAGCGGCUGUUUCAAAUCCGGCGAGCUAACCGCAAUAAUGGGCCCCUCCGGAGCUGGCAAAUCGACCUUAUUAAACGUCCUUACCGGUUUCCAAGGCUACGACAUCUCCGGGAGCAUAGAGUAUACAAGCGAGGACAACCAGCACGGCUGGAGCAUGUACCGCAAAGCGGCGUGCUACAUCCAGCAAGACGACCAAUUGCACUCCCUAUUUACCACCAUCGAAUCAAUGACCAUAGCCGCUAACCUGAAGAUCGGCAGCAGUUUAAAUGACAAAGCCAAACAGAUGCUAAUCGACGACAUCCUGGAAACCCUAGACCUAACCAAGACCAAGGAGACCAGAUGCGACCGUUUGAGCGGCGGGCAGCGAAAGAGACUCAGCAUCGCCCUGGAAUUGAUCGACAAUCCCCCAAUUCUGUUCCUGGAUGAACCCACGACUGGAUUAGACUCUUCCUCAACCCUCCAGUGCAUUGCAAUGUUAAAGAACCUAGCUAGUGAUGGACGGACUAUUGUUUGCACAAUUCACCAACCCAGUGCUGCUAUUUACGAAAUGUUCGACCAUGUUUACCUCCUAGCAGACGGGCAUUGCAUGUACCAAGGCGCUCCUUCCAACACCAUAUCAUAUUUUGCAAACUCUGGGCUUCAUUGUCCGCAAUAUCACAAUCCUGCGGAUUAUAUAAUUGAAGUUGUAAGCAAAGAGUACGGAAACUUCAAUGAACAAUUGUCCUUAACCGCAAAAGGAACCCGCUGCUGGAGGACACCAUUGUUCGUCAAAACGCCAAUUUACGUUAAUGGACUCCCCAAUAAUUCUUCAGUAGACUGCAAAAAAGCAACAGUCUUCAUAAAUCCUCCUUCUGAGCUAGCAAGGUUCUGGGUUUUGCUAAACCGCUGCAUCAUCCAGCUCUACCGCGACUGGACAGUCACCCAUUUGAAGAUAGUCCUCCAUUUCCUCGUUGCAGUAAUCCUAGGAUUAGUUUUCGUUGAUGCUGGGUCAGAUGGAUCCAAGACUAUCAACAAUAUCGGCUUUCUGCUAAUCACCUGCAUCUACCUCUGCUACACCAGCAUGCUUCCAGCAGUUCUGCGAUUCCCUACAGAACUGCCAAUUUUGAAGAAGGAAAAGUUCAACAAUUGGUACCAGCUAAGAACCUUCUACGCAGCGUUCUUAGCAGCGAAUAUCCCCGUUCAGAUGAUCUUCGCGGUUGUCUAUACUACGGUGAGUUACUUUCUGAGCAGGCAGCCGCUGGAUCUUAACCGGUUCCUCAUGUUCCUGAUUGUCACCAUGAUGACCACUGUUGUCGCAGAAAGCAUUGGGUUGUUGAUUGGGACUACGACUAAUCCGAUUAAUGGAACCUUCAUUGGCGCCAUCUUAACCGCGGUUCUCCUACUGUUCGCUGGGUUCCUUGUGUUCCUGAGACACAUGCCUAGGUUUAUGUAUUACUUUACUUACCUUAGUUAUUUGAGGUACGCGUUACAGGGGCUAGUUCAGGCGAUUUAUGGGAAUAAUAGGGAAAAACUGCCGUGUCCUUCUAGUGUGGAUUAUUGCCACUAUAGGUCCCCUUCGAGUAUUCUUACGGAACUUGCUAUGGCUGAUGCGAUUUUUUGGGUGGAUAUGAUGAUUUUGGUUGGGUAUUUUGUCGCUUUUAGGGUUAUUGGGUACUGCACGCUAAAGAAAAAAUUGUCUGGUGCGAUUUAGGUUAGGUUGGUUUAUAUUUUUAGUUUUUAGAUAAUUAUGCAGCUUAGAUUAUUAUUUUAAGAUGUAAAGAUAAUUUAAAACUAAUUUAGGGAUAAAGUUUGAAGAUUGAAGAUUAAUUUUUAUAAAAAUUCAAAUUACGCGCGGUUUUACUUGUUAGUAAGAUGUUGAGAAGCCAUUUUGUCGGCACGCUCUAGAAAAAAUUGCCGGGCGCGAUUUAAGUUAGGUUGGUUUGUUAUUUUAAUUUUUUUAGGUAAAAUAUGGAGCCUAGAUUAUUAUUUUAAUUGUUUUUUGAGAUUUAAUGGUAAUUUAAAACUAAUUUAGGGAUAAAGUUUGAAGAUUGAAGAUUAAGUUUAAUAAAAAUUCAAAUUGCGCGCUCUUUUAUAUGGUAGUAAGGCGUCAAGAAGCCAUUUUGUCGAGCGUGAUUUAGAUUAGGUUGUUUUUUAACUUUUCAGAUAAAAUAUUGAACCUACUUUAUGAUUUUUAUUGUUUUUUAAAACAUAAACAUGAUUUAAAAACUAAUUUAUAGAUAAAAUUUAAAAAUUAAAUGUAAUAAAAAUUUUAAUUGCGUGCCCUUUUAAUAGUUAGUAAAGCGUCGAGAAGCCAUUUUGUCUGGCGUGAUUUAGGUUAGGUUGUUUUUUAACUUUUCAGAUAAAAUAUUGAACUUAUAUUAUGGUUUUAAUUGUUUUUUAAAAUAUAAAGAUAAUUUAAAACUAGUUUAUAGAAGAAAUUUAAAGAUUGAGGGUAAAAUGUACUGAAAAUUCAAAUUUCGCGCGCUUUUACUUGUUAAUAAUGUGUCAAAAGGCCAUUUUGUCAGCAAGUUUUGAAACUUAGCUAACUUUAAGUCAAUUAUUAAUUUUAUAAGUGAAAUUAAUUGUUUUUGAAGGUUAAUUGGGAAGAAAUUAAUUA